AUGGAGUCAAUUAACUUAGAAGAUGAUACCAAUCCAUGUUAUGCGGUAGUAUUUAAAAUAAUCAAUUUGGUGGUUGCUGCUUUAUCUGUACUAUGUGGAUUUUCAGAACUAUUUUCAAGAUUUGAUUACUUUUUCCAAGGUUUGUUUGUUACAGGAUUAGGAGUUUUAAUUGGAUACCUAGAAUUUAGGAUUCCACCUAAAUUGUUCACUUACGCAUCGUCUUUCUUUUCAUUUCUUGGUAGGGGAUGCAUUUAUAUGUUAAUUGCAGUCUUAAAUUUACAUGGCUCUUUGGUGAGGUACAUUAUAGCAUUUGUCUUGCUAGCAACUGGUAUUCUUUAUGCUUGUCUUGAGUUUGUUAGCUCUGUGCAACCACCUAAUAAUAUGCAGGGUGAGACCGGAUUCAGCGAUGAUAUGUUGGACGAUAUUAUAUAA
Pichia kudriavzevii is the source of this 432-nucleotide messenger RNA. RefSeq lists its product as uncharacterized. The coding region runs from base 1 to 432 and encodes 143 amino acids. NCBI's taxonomy places the organism in Eukaryota, Fungi, Ascomycota, Pichiomycetes, Pichiales, Pichiaceae. The record is from RefSeq and is a predicted model, not a curated record. Gene Ontology annotation, cellular component: Golgi membrane. Gene Ontology annotation, biological process: vesicle-mediated transport. The transcript has a single exon.